This is a messenger RNA of Symbiodinium natans, 852 nucleotides long. NCBI's taxonomy places the organism in Eukaryota, Dinophyceae, Suessiales, Symbiodiniaceae. The record is from the annotation of a GenBank genome assembly.
AUGGACGUGACUCCGAAGAAGGAGAUGGACCCCCAUGGCCAAGGUGACAGUGAAGCGUCAACCAGCUACAACUCGAGUCCCGGAGCAACGACGCAGGCAGAGGAAACUUUUGGGGUGGACUCAACAGGUCCCCAGCGUUCGACAGAGGCAGUCCUGCAAGAAGCCAUGCAGGUUUCAGGGCCAAAGGACUCUGCGACGAAAGUGAUCCUCAACUUGCGCUCGAUUGUGGAGAAGAACGGCGGCCAACUCGGUUUGCCACGACUUGUUUCGCGAGAAAUGCAGCGUGUAGACGAGAAUGGCGAGGCCGUCCCCAAGCCCUGGGAUCCGUUUAGAGAGGCAGAGCGGCUGCGGGCAGAGCUUGCCAAUGCAAGGUCAGAGCUGCAACGUGUCCAGCAGGCCAUUGUCGAAGAGAGUGACCUGCGGCUUCAGCAGGCGAUGCUGCAGUCCAAGGUUCAGGAAGUGGAGCAGCGAGAGGCGGUGAUGCACAGACGUGCCCUGGAGUUUGAGGAGAGGGCAAAGAGAGAUCAUGAAGUUUCAAGUCUGCAGUGCCACAUCUUCGAGGUGGAGAUGAAGCGCUGUCAGGAGGAGUUGCAGCAGAGCCGCUCAAAGAUAGAGGCUUUGGAGAGGGAGCUCAAGCAGGCGCAGAAGUCCAAGCAACGGAAGGCAGAGGGGUGUGCGAAGACAUCGGCUCCUUCCUCGCAGGAGGCUGUGCGAAGACACGAGAUUGCCGUUCGGGCAAGCUUCGAGGAGUGCCGAGAGAAGACUUCGCCAUCCAAACGCUCUUCAAACGAAGACGCCCAGGGUUGGCUAGCUUGCUGUUCCGUGCAAGCAGCUCCAAAGAAGCGGGUUUGA